AUGGUACUCGAGAUUACCACCCUCGCUGACCUGGGCGACGGCGGCAGCAGAGGAGGAGAGAACAGCGACGACGGAGGGCACCGCGCCGAGCUUCAGAAAGGCCAGCUUUUUUGUACGAUUUCCUAUAAUUUGGUUCUUCAAGUCCCUCAACGCUUUCAGCUUAGCCUCGCACGGCGCGGCAGUGGAGUUCAGCCGACCGAUCAAAUCCUCCGGACGGCUGGAAUGAUUGGAUGGGAUGGAAGACGGCAUCGCUGCAGUUUCAAUUCCGGCGAGGCCAGCGGAGCCUGGGCAAGGAUGAACCGCCGCACGGUGGUGGCGGAGCUGGGAGCGGGCGGUGCUGGGGAUAUUAAGACUCCAAGAAUCCUUGUCCUCAAUGACUACGGACUGCUUUAA
This is a messenger RNA of Striga asiatica, 393 nucleotides long. Lineage: Eukaryota; Viridiplantae; Streptophyta; Magnoliopsida; Lamiales; Orobanchaceae. The record is from the annotation of a GenBank genome assembly.